Messenger RNA from Metopolophium dirhodum (rose-grain aphid), 3087 nucleotides. Its product is annotated as zinc finger protein-like 1. The transcript has 7 exons. NCBI's taxonomy places the organism in Eukaryota, Metazoa, Arthropoda, Insecta, Hemiptera, Aphididae. The record is from RefSeq and is a predicted model, not a curated record. Gene Ontology annotation, cellular component: Golgi apparatus. The coding region runs from base 306 to 1649 and encodes 447 amino acids.
GGUAUCGAGCGGAGUCCUGAAAAAUGAGUGUACUGCACGAUUGUAUAAAAGUAUAAAAUUAUAAAACGCCUUAAACAGUAUUACGGUAAUCAUUUAUCAUUACCUUGUUAAUUAUAAUAGGUACGUAUGACUACCUCGUAAAAAUAUUUAAGUCUGAGUAAAUUCAAAUUAAUUACUUUUUCUUUAUGUUUAAUGUUUAUAUUUGAUUUUGUUUCUACUCAAUUCUCAAUAAUUACACUUCAGGUGAAGUUUCCAAAUUUAGUAUUACCAUUCAACCACACCCAUAGUAAUAUUAUCUUUAAAAAAUGGGCCUUUGUAAAUGUCCAAAGCGCAAAACUACGAGUCAUUUUUGUUUUCAUCAUUGUGUCAAUGUCUGUGAGCAUUGCAUCGUUAACAAUCAUACAACAUGUACAGUUAAAUCAUAUACCACCUGGUUGAAAGAAGCAAGUGGUAGCAUAUCGUCAUCAUCGGUUACAGCAGCUGCAUUAUGUGCUGUUUGUCAAAAGCAGUUUGUUUUAACAUCAAAAGAAGUUGACAACUCAGCAGUUCAUCUAAAUGGCCCUAGAAGUAACACUAAAAUUCCUAUACGGCUUUUAUGCUAUCAUGUAGUGCAUACACGGUGUUUAUCAUCUUAUGUUAAAAACCAAUUGAAAGAAGGAAACAUUUUGAAAUGUCCAUCAUGUGAUCGACAAUUGUGGAUACAACAACAAGAGCAAUCACAAGUUUCUGAUGACAACUCAGGAGUUGAUUCCAAUGAUUUAACACCUGUUGCAUCACUGUUAUACAAACAUUUAUUGGAUAAUGGCAGUUGGUGGGGCCAGGCAUUGAUUACAAAUGGAAAUGUAAAUGAUAUUGAGAAAUAUUUAAUUGAAGAUGAACUUCAUGAACUUGGAGAAGAAUCAGAUGAAGAAAUACAACAAUUUGAAAACCAAUCAACAUUAAAAAAUAAUACAUCUCAAAUAAAUAAUAUUGCAGACAAUACAUCUCCUAUCACACUAGCUGAAAAAAUGCAUUUGCCUGAUAGUAACAUUGGUUAUUACAAUCAUUAUGAAUUAACACAUACAGCACCAGAUGUAACAACUAUCAAUUACCGUAAUAAUACAAAUCAAAUAUAUCAACCAAUCCAUCAUCGACAUUUCAACAAUAACUAUGGUCAAGAUUCAGCAUUAACAUUUCAACAGCUACAGCAUCAACAACAACAACAACAACAAAAACAAUGUUCAUCUGUUAAUAUGACAACAAUUUCACAGAGUUCAGAUUUGAAUAAUAGACAUGUGAUAACGUCCAUUACUCCAUUACUUUUAAAUAAUGAUAAUAAUUUGAAUCAUGAUGAACAACAAGAUCCUAGUGGCAAAUACAGGCCUAAAAAGUUUAAUAAUCAAUCUUGGUCUUUAAGUUACCAACGGCUUUUGCAAUAUUUUCGUGGUACAAACAAUAAAGCAGAAGAUAAUAGUACUACAAGAAUUGCCACAAUAAUUAUUUUUUGUUUAUUAAUCAUUGUAGUUUUAUUAAUAGCUAUUACCAGUUAUACACGUUCCAAUAAUGAACCAUUUGAUAAUAACAGCAUAGAUUAUGCUGGAGAUGAUAUUGAAAAUAAUGGUGGUGGUGCAGCAACAAAUUUAAAAAGUUUCAAUGUUAACAACUUGUAACACUAAAUGUAACUUUGGUAAUAUUACUAAAAAUCUUAAUGUAUUGUUUCUGAUUAGUUUAAAAAUUAAUCUUAUUUUUGUUUAUGUGGCAAAUUAUUUUAAAAUCAUAUUUUAUUGUGAGAUUCUCACUCAGUUAUUGUAUCAGUCAGUCACAAAAAUAUAACAUUCAAAUUGUUUCUGAUAUUCCACACAAAACCUAGAAUUUGAAUAAAAGUUUAUUUUUAUUUUAUAUUUAUAGUUUAAAUUAAAAACAUUAACUAUUUUUUCUUCAAUAAAUACAUUUAUUUGACUAUAAUAAACAUUUAUUAGCUGGCAAUAAUUGUUUAUAUUUUUUUAAAUAUUAAUAUUAUAGAACAGUGUUGUAAUAUUAUAAGUAUGCAUUUCUUUCUUUAAACAGUGUUUAAAAAACUUAUAAAAUGAAAAAAAAAUUUUGUGAUUUACGUCUUAAUAGUAAAAGUUAUAGUUGCUUAUAGUCAUAUUUGUUUAUGUAUUUAUAUGCGAUUAUGUGCAAUUUGCUAAUAUUAUUGAAAUAAACAUGUGAUUUUAAUAAUUCCUUACUAAAAUCUAUCUAAUAUUUUUAUUAUAAUUAUGUAUGAACUUCUAUAUUAUCGAGGUGAAUUUAUAAAAAAAACUAUGAUAUAAAGAAAAAAAUGUAUUUUUAUAAAGUAUAUUAUAUAAGAUCGUUUUUUAGUUAAUACAUUUAAAUUAUUUAAGUUAUGUUUAUACGAUAUGUAGAUAUUCAAAGAUUUGCUAGUUAAAUUAUUUCUAUGUUUAGUAGUACUUAUCAAUUCGAGCAACUUUUUACAAUAAUGACCCGUUAGAUCCAGAUUAACCAACACACGUCUAAAUGCGGUAUUAAAAGUGGCUUCGUAAAAUAAUAUUUCUCCCAAAAUUUCCCAAAACAUCGUCUAAAAAGAAUUAUUAAUUUGUUUUUGUAAUUUAUAUAACGCCUAUUUUUAUACAUAAUUUAUUCAAAUGUUUUUUUUUCAUUUUUUAAUUUACUUGUAAUUGCUGUAUUUGUAAACAUUAAGAAUAAUAUUGAAAAAUGUGUACAAAAUAUUUAUUUUUAGUUAAAUUUUUAUGAGCAGCCCAAAUAGUAAACUAUUUAAUAUAUUUGGCCCACUUGAUACUUUGAGUUUGACAUGCCUGUACUACAGUAAUUAAUAAAUUAAAAUUUAGAAUUUACAUGUGCUAUGAUAUAUUUCCCAAGUAAUCAAAAUAAGUAGUUUAAAAUUUAUUUUUGAUUAUUUAAAAAUAUUUUGUGUAUAUACUAAAAAAUAUUAGAAACAUUUAUAAGUUAUAAGAAUAUUGUUUCAAAUUUAGACACAAUAUAAAAAUAUACAGUUAGUCCGCUAUACAAAAUAAAUUAUACCUAAAUAUGUUUAUUAAAUGAUUUUAACUUGAUCUGCAAUUUAAUGAAACUGUGGUGUAAUAUUAA